Trichechus manatus latirostris (Florida manatee) is the source of this 632-nucleotide messenger RNA. It is a transcript of the gene TIMM13, whose product is annotated as translocase of inner mitochondrial membrane 13. The coding region runs from base 14 to 301 and encodes 95 amino acids. NCBI's taxonomy places the organism in Eukaryota, Metazoa, Chordata, Mammalia, Sirenia, Trichechidae. The record is from RefSeq and is a predicted model, not a curated record. The transcript is spliced from 3 exons.
ACUUUGCGGAGCCAUGGAGGGAGGCUUCGGCUCGGAUUUCGGGAACUCCGGGGGCGGGAAACUGGACCCAGGGCUCAUCAUGGAGCAGGUGAAGGUGCAGAUUGCCGUGGCCAACGCGCAGGAGCUGCUGCAGAGGAUGACGGACAAGUGCUUCCGGAAGUGCAUCGGGAAGCCGGGGGGCUCCUUGGACAACUCGGAGCAGAAAUGCAUCGCCAUGUGCAUGGACCGCUACAUGGACGCCUGGAACACCGUGUCCCGCGCCUACAACUCGCGGCUGCAGCGGGAGCGAGCCAACAUGUGACCGGGACCCCGCCAGGAGGCCCCCCAGCUCUCUGUGUCCUUUUCCAUAAACGUUCUUUGAGAAUGACAGCAGGAGGCGGGGGCCGUGUGGGAACUGCCCCGUUGAUGGGCGUGGGAGCCCGCCGCGAGUGUAGCUUGUGUAACGUGUGUCUUGGGGAUCCCUGUGCCUUCCCAAAGUGCUGGCAGCCCAGGGCAGUCGGUGGUCCCUCCCUGAUGUGCUCCCUAGGGUCAGCCUAAUGCCCCAGGCAGGGGAUCCUUGUUUGGACCUUGGAGGGGGGCGGACUGAACCCACCUGAGCCGGGAUCUCUUGAGACAGUGAAAUAAAUUGCUCA